GAUUCAUCUCUCGACAAACACCUCCUGCCGACCAACCAUCAGCACAAUUCCCAUAGAAGGCAUCAAAACGCAAGAGAACCCAAUAAAUACCUCUCAAAAACCAACUCUGAGCCGCACACCGCAUCCGUACGAUUCCAACGCUUCUGUUCUGGCCGAGGAACAAGCCUCGCCUGCCCAUCCGUGCCGAAGCGAGAGAGAACGCGCCGACAAGAUGGAAGCUGCUGUCUUCAAAGCCCUUCAGGAAGCCUUCAGCCCCAACAAUGGCCUGGAUUGGACAUACGAAAUACACGAACUAGUCAUCGUUGAUUCAUCUGGUCGAGAAUCAACUAUCCCAGCGAGGGUCGUUGAAUAUCUGCUCCACGCUCGGCGCCUGGGUUUCGUGCGCAGACCGGUUAAGAAUCAGCGCCGCUCGAAGAGAUUAUGAAGAAAAUGUCUCAGGGGCGCUCAAAUGCGUCCAGCUUCCGACGCCAAGUCCGGACAAGGCAUGCAAUCGCCCCUCGUCAGGAGUGACCUACCUUAGCAGAGUCUAAAGAACCGGAAGAAAAAGAAGAAGGAGAAGAAGAAGAAGGCGUGAGCCGGUAAAAUCUGGAGAACCGACAUGGUUGAGAGAGAUUGGGUGAGGAUGGAAGUUUGGGUUUGGUCCGGGCCGGCCAUGGCCUCGGCCACGGGCGGGGGGGACGGCGGAAAGUUCGGCCAACACACCCGAACCGAGUAUUUCAGCAUUAUUUCAACAGCUAUCUAUGUUGGCCUUUAUUUUCCAAGAGGCAAGGAGAAAGCGGAAUGAGGCUGUGAAAUAUUGUGUAACACCUGGAAGUAUGAAUUUAGCAGUGUCGAAGGCGCCAAGAGGUCCAAUCAAUUCGGUCGUUGAUUCUGAAGGGGAAAGUAGUGGGUCGGUCCACUAUUUUGGAUUUUAUCGCCGAGAAUGAGAAAUCAGAAGAGCGGAGGAGCGGCUGGGGAAGAACACAGGAGGCAGGGUCAAGGGGCGGAUGAUCGCGAGAUGGAUGAGGGGGAUGAAAAGAAAGGCGGCGGAAACAGGGUUGGGGAGCGAACGAUGGGCAAGGUAUGAACAUGUGGGGGGGUAUGAAGCUGGGAUGAGAUUGCGAUCGCUGGUGGCGGCGAGGUGUCGUAUCGUCUCGUCGUGGCGAACGGCGAAGCUGAUAGAGUAGACGUUACCGGCGUUUGGGGUUUUUUUUUUUGGUGGCAGUGGAGAGGGUCGUUUUUUGAUCGUUUCCGAUGGAACAUAACAGUUUUUCUUUCCUCUUUCAUGCCACUGAGCUCAUGGAUACGGUGGUGAGAGCAGUGGAAAAGGUAGUCGGCCGACCCUCUUGGCCGGGUGGUGGGGAGGAAUGCCAAACACGAAGAGCGAGAGGCUCUCAAAAAUCUUUCAAGAUAUUUCAGGAACGCCUCUAUCACAAUCACUCAUUAUACGUUGUAUCUACAAUGCGAAUCGAGUGUGGUGUUUCCAGCGAUCUUGAGCUAUAUAUAAUUCAUCACUCGGUCCACGUACGCGCUGGACUCUAUGCCAGUGAUGUAACGAAGCCAGGGAAUUUACUCCGUGCCACUUUCCUCCAUUUCAUCGCGGUAGUUCGAGAUGCGCCUUAAGAUGUCGCUGGCCAUCUCCUUGUCGUCGCCCUUGAUCAUGAUGCAAUGCAACUGGGCUCAUUUCUGCUGGUACCCAUUAGGUUCCGUCUGGCGAGACCCAGGUAUGACACAAGUACAAGUAGGAGUACCGGCACUGCACUCGGGUAUGGUACCGUUCUCCCCCAAUCGAAAAUCCCUAAACAUUACCCACUCAUACAACACAAGUAUGAUACCGUACUUCCUACAUAUAAAAAUAGAUCCGCCAAAAAUACUUCUUCCAUCCCUACCCCUGCUGGCCCAGAAUGCAUCAGAACUCGCAAAGUGCACUCUUUCAGCUACAAAAUGCAUGCCAUACAACCAGUCAAAUUUGGUAGAUCUCCCCAAACACACAACUAAUCUUGGGUUAACAAGAUCUGAGCCUGUGUACCAGGAGAUAAUUCGAUCUUCCUAUUCCUUUUUUGUUCAGGGCUGCGCCGGGCUCCAUGGGACCUUUUGUCCCGAAACGGAGAUUAGAACCCUUCACGGAGAUACUCAAUAUGACGAUAAAAUGGGGCAAUUGCGCUCGAAUAUCAAAGCACCGCUAAUCCUUUUCUGACGUUUUCCCCCCUCCACCAACACGGCAUCGAUCGCUCAGCCCCCGCUUCGGUGGAUACGUGCAUCUGGCGCUCGUGGGGUUCGGCGAGUUACAAUAGUGCCAGGUGCACGAAACGGCCCCCCCUUCCCGGCCGGAAACUACCGAAUGGUUAUCAUAUACUCGGAAUG
Tuber melanosporum (Perigord truffle) is the source of this 2343-nucleotide messenger RNA. RefSeq lists its product as uncharacterized. The transcript has 2 exons. The record is from RefSeq and is a predicted model, not a curated record. Lineage: Eukaryota; Fungi; Ascomycota; Pezizomycetes; Pezizales; Tuberaceae. The coding region runs from base 212 to 424 and encodes 70 amino acids.